This is a messenger RNA of Carassius auratus (goldfish), 14280 nucleotides long. It is a transcript of the gene myo15ab, whose product is annotated as myosin XVAb. Gene Ontology annotation, molecular function: cytoskeletal motor activity; ATP binding; protein binding. Lineage: Eukaryota; Metazoa; Chordata; Actinopteri; Cypriniformes; Cyprinidae. The record is from RefSeq and is a predicted model, not a curated record. Gene Ontology annotation, cellular component: cytoskeleton; myosin complex.
AUGCCAGGCAAAAAAGAUUCAAAAGCAGUAGCCAAGAAAGGAGGGAAACCGGAGCCAGAAAAAAAUAAACCAAAGGAAGAAGAAAAGAAAGGAAAAGAUGACAAAAAAGGAGCAAAAGAUGACAAGAAGGGUGGGAAAGAUGACAAAAAGGCUGGAAAGGAUGAUAAAAAGAAAGGAAAAGAAGAGCCACCCAAAAGUAAAGGGAAAGAUGAUGGUAAGAAGGGAAAGGAUAAAGGGAAGGGAAAGAAAGAGGUUAUUGAAUCUGACGAGGGUUCAGAUGCUGAGUUGAUGGAAGACUUGAGCGAUGAGGAUGAGGAUGAGGACGAAGAGUCAGAUGGAGACAAGAGAAAGCGUGGUGGAAAAGAUGUUAAAGGUAAAGCUGCAAAGGGAAAGUCCAAAUCUAGACAGCCUGACUCUGAUGAAGAUGAGGAGGAUGAAGAUGAGGAGGAUGAAGACGAGGAGGAAAGUGAAGAGGAGGAUAAGAAAGCAAAGAAGAAAUCAAAAGAUCAUCAUAAAUCUAAAGCUGAGGAAGAUGGAAAGAAGAAGAAAGCAAAAAAGAAGGAAGAGACUCCACCUGAGCCACCACCUGAAGAAAAAAAGAAAAGAGGUCUCAAAAACACUUCAAAACUCUUUAUGAGGUUCUCUGGAUUUAAGAAGAGGAAGAGCUCAAAGAAGCGCCUUAAGAGUACUUCCAAGCUGUUUCUUGGACUUGGCAAAAGGAAGAAUCGCUUGCUUAGGAAAAAAAGGAGGAAAUCUCUCUUGAGAAAUGCUCCAAAAUUCAUGAUGCGUUUCAAAAACAGCAAGAAAAAGAAAAAAGAGAAGGAAAAAGAGCAGUCAGGACCAAAGCCAACCUAUAUGCUUAUCAGAUUAGGUGGAAAUUCUAAAGAAGCGGAGAAGAAGCCAGGAUUUUUUAAGGGGCUUUUUGGGAAAAAGAAUUCAGGGGAUGGGACUGGUUUUAAAUAUAGGGGGCAAUUAUUAGGUAAGAUUGCUGGGGCAACAAACUGGUUGACCAAGAGGUUCCUCUCCAUUAAGGGGCGUCAGAGUGGAAGGGACCGUGAUGCCUGGGGCCAGAAAAACAACAAAAAAUAUCCAUUUCCUGCUGGCAGUCGCCAAGCUAGCAUACGAGCUCCUCCAGGUUAUCACAAUUAUGGAUAUGAACAUGACACUGGAGGAUAUGAUUAUAAUAACCACAGCAGGAUGGAUAAGGGAGCAUUCAACAGACAGUCAAUCCAGAGGCACUCUAAUAGGUAUAGUGAACAGUAUGCCCAUGUUCAGGGACAUACAUUUCCACAGCAAUACACUCAAUAUGAUGAACCAAAUAACUAUUAUGACAUGCAAUCACAUGAUCAAGGCUAUUAUGAGUUGCAGGAUGGAUACUAUGACCCACACACAGUCAUUCAGGAUGAGGGUCAAUAUUAUGAUGAUGGUAUGGACUAUGGUGAUCCUUAUGGUGGUCAAGAGCAGAUGGGCAAUUACCCACAGGAAAUGGGCUACUAUAGUCAACAGUAUCCACUGGAUCCUUAUUUCGAUGAUGGCAUGGAGUACUAUGAUGAUAAUCAGUAUCCAAUGGGAAACAGCUAUGAUCUGUAUGGGAAUGAAAUGAAUCCAUAUGCCCAGACUCAGUAUGGAUAUUACGAUGACCCUCAGGGCUUCUAUAGUGACCCAUAUGAAGUUGAAAUUGCAGAUGAUCCAUAUAUGGAUGCUUAUGGGGAUGCUUAUGAGGAUCUUUAUUUUCAGGACUAUCCUGUUAACUACAGUGAAACAGAUGUUGACCCAUAUCUGCAAUCUGCCUACAAUAUGUAUGAUCAAUAUGGUUAUCCAAUGCAAGAUAUUAUGGAAGGUGAUGAAGCUUAUGGAAUGUACGGAGAGAACUAUGGAGAUGUCUCAAUGGAAUCAAUGCCCCUUCUCGGAGACAUGGAAUUCAGAGUCCCAAGACCCCAGGUCAAGCUUUUUGGUAAAGAAAGGAUUGAUGUUGAGCUUCCUCCUUUUCCUCCACAAUAUGAUUUUGAGGAAAUGUCAGACAUACAAUAUGAAAAUUAUCCAUAUAUACCUGGAGCCUCAAUGGAUGAUGGUUUUUCGCAGACAGUUCAUCCUCAAGAAAUGUUUCAUCCCACAAUGCCUCAAGUGCCCACACCAACGGCCAUGCUAAUAAAGCAAGCAAAUAAUCCCCAGGGAUUUGUCAAUCAACGUAUGUCACAUAUGGCUCAAACUGGUGGAUUUCCACCAUCUCCAACACUCAGCAGGAGGUCUAUACAAGGGAUGGCCUCCCCAUUGCAUAAGCCUAUGUCACCCAUGGCACCCAUUGAACCUAUGUCAAGUUUUGGAGAGCCGAUAAUGGAAGUUAGACGUUCCCCCAUACCUAUACGCAGACCGAGCCCCCAUGCCUCCCCACAGCUAUCCAUGCAUCCUGCUGCUCCACUCCCUCUGAGAAGAAGCCCAUCCCCACAGCCCUCUCUUCGUGGCAUUGGAGGCAUGGGAGCACCUCCAUCCCCAAGACUAGCCAGAGGUAUGCCCUCUCCAAUAAGUCAUGUUCAACACCCUCCAUCUCCAGUUGGACGCAAAAUGAGCCCACCUGUUUCUCCAACACUUUCUAGACGUUUUCAGCCUCAGGCUACAUUUAGAGAAGGGCCGCCCACUUCACCAGCAGUCCCUAGACGUUUUCAGCCUCAGGUUCCAUUUAGAGAAGGUCCACCUGCUUCACCAACAGUCCCUAGACGCUUACAGCCUCAGGCAUCCUUUAGAGAGGCACCACCAUCUCCCCAGACAGUGCCUGGCCGUUUCCCCUCACGAGCUCCAUCUCUCAAUACAAGUCCUCCAGCUUCACCUCGUGCAUCUAUUCGGAGGAGAAGCCCACCACAGUCUCCUCGUGCCUCAGUUAGGAGGCCCAGUCCACCCUCCUCACCCUCACAAGUUCAUCGUCCAUUUGGUGCCAAAACUUUUCAAGCUUCCCCUUCUCCACUUAGGCGGAUGAGUCCUCCAUCUUCCCCUCAGAUGGGUAUGCGAACCAUGGCAGAUAUUCAGCAGAGGGAUCUUCACAGACCACAGUCUCCAUUAAUGCCUCAAAGAGUAUCACCUUCUCCCUCUCGAAGAAGUUUUGCUGUGGAACCAGACUCCCAACAACCACCAAUGCAACGUAGAUCCCCCUCUCCUACCCUUUCCCGCAGGUCCACUCGCCUUAUGAAGGAUUCUCCACCUUUUGGGUCCCCUGGAGGUCGACUAAGAGGAAGGGGCCGUCCAAACAUCCCAAUGGGAGCUGUGAAACCAUAUCCUGGCCGAGGAGGUCAUUCGGGAACUCCAACACAAAAUGUACGGCCAUUUAGACCAUCCAUACGUAGUAACAGGUCCAUGAUGCCAGAGGAUUUCACAGCCUCCCCACAACUCUCAGGUCAACACACUGGGAUGAGCAUAAUGGAACAAAGUCGUUUCAAUCUUCCAGGAACACCUGGUCCAAUGAGAAACCCACAGAGACCCAUUGGUCGUGGCCGUCCACUCAUGGCCAGACAGUCACUGAGACGUGCACCUGGCAUGAUGCCCCCUUCACCUCAAUUUUCUCAAAAACACAUGCCCCCUCCAUCACCUCAGCCUUCUGUUAGACAUCUCUCCAGACCAGGCUCUCCUCAUCCAUCCAUUAAACAUGGCUCCCCAUUACCUAUGCGUUCCACUUCCCCUAGGGCUCUGCCUACUUCUGUGCUUUCUGGUCCUCCAAUGUAUGAAUCUUCAUUUGCAUCUCAUUUGCCUAUUGGCGCAGAGGCAAUCCCUGUAGAAUUUGAUCAGAUUAGUGGUGUUCCUCAGUCACCAAUGCUUACAAGUUCCCUCCAAAACCAAUUUCUCAGUAAUGCAUCCUAUAUUUCACCCGUCCAACAGCCCAUGUCACCUUAUGCUCCUGAGAUCAUAAAUGUUCCACGGGUUCCUGGUCAGCCACCUUCACCUGUUCCUUCCCUUGCCUUGCAACCCCCUAAUCUAAGCAAUGCUAUGCAUGUCUCCCAAUUGCAACCAGUACCCUCACCAUAUAGUCCAGAAAUGGAUCAGCAUUCAGAACAGAUGACAUCUCCACUUUUGUCAAAUGCCUUACAAAAUUCUCAGCUCAGAGAAGCAUCUUAUAUUUCGCCGAUGCAAAGACCAGGUUCACCUUAUGUUCCUGAAGUGGCCCAGUUUGGUGAGAUCCCUGAACAACUACCUAUUUCUUCCCCAUAUAUUCCUCAGAUGGAAACAUUUGAACAAUUUCCAGGUCAGCCAGCAUCACCUUUGCUCUCCAGUGCAAUUCACAAUCCACAGCUUCGCAAUGCUUCAUACCAAUCAUCACUGCAAGGGCCACAUUCACCCUAUGCUGAGGUAGAGACAGGCUAUGAUUACAUUGAAGAGCCAGGUGCUGGCCCCCUUCUUUCCAAUGCUCUUCAAAAUCCAAAUGUCCGCAAUGCUUCCUACAGAACACAUUUACGUCGCAGGGGAUCCCGUGUUCCCCCUGGCUAUGGUCCAAGGGGAUCUCCAGUUCUUUCAACGGCUUUGCAGAACCAAAAUGUUCGUAAAGCAUCAUACCGAGCACCUAUCCAGGGAAUGGUCUCCCCUUAUACAACUGUGUCAGGUUAUAGGCAAGAUCCUAGGAAAUCUCCUUUUCUGUCUGAUGCAUUGCACAACCCCCAACUCCAUGGUGCCACUUAUCGCUUGCCUGAUGGGUCAUUAGUAUAUGGUAAUCAGGUAGCAAAUGUACACUCUUCUCCAAUGCUUGCAGAUGCAAUUGGAAAUCCUCAGCUCCAGAAUGCUUCAUAUAAACUUUCUGCUGGGUCCAUAGUAGACCAACGACAGCAACAAUCUUUCUCACCAAACCUCUCAAAUGCUUUGCAGAACCAAAACAUAAGAAAUGCCUCUUAUAGACUUUCAGAUGGAUCGAUAAUAUACCCAGACUCUCAUUUACAGCGAACUUCACCGAACCUGUCCAGGGCUUUACAAAAUCCAAAUGUGAGAAAUGCAAAUUAUAGACUUUCAGAUGGAUCGAUAAUAUAUCCAGACUCUCAUUUACAGCAAACUUCUCCGAACCUGUCCAGGGCUUUAAGAAAUCCAAAUGUGAGGAAUGCAACUUAUAGACUUCCAGAUGGAACGAUUAUAUACCCAGACUCUCAUUUACAGCAAUCUUCUUCUCCAAACCUUUCCAGUGCUUUACAAAAUCAAAAUGUGAGAAAUGCAACUUAUAGACUUCCAGAUGGAUCGAUAUUAUACCCAGACUCUCAUUUACAGCAUCCUUCUUCUCCAAACCUGUCCAGUGCCUUGCAGAAUCCAAAUCUAAGAAAUGCAACUUAUAGACUUCCAGAUGGAACUCUUAUAACAGCAGGACAACAACAGCCAACCUCACCAAACCUGUCACAUGCACUUCAGAAUCAGCACAUUAGGAAGGCAUCAUAUAGACUGCCAGAUGGGACAAUAAUAAUGGCUGAUCAGCAAAUGGAACCAACAUCUCCAAAUCUGGCCAGUGCACUGCAGAACCAAAACAUUCGAAAUGCAACUUACAGAUUGCCGGAUGGCACAUUGAUAUCAACGGACUAUGGGCAGCCCACAUCUACUUCCCCAAAUUUAUCACAGGCACUUCAAAACCAACAAAUGAAAAAUGCUAGCUAUCGUUUACCUGAUGGCUCAAUCAUAACGGGACCAGUUUAUCAACCUAAGUCUCCAAAUUUGGCAAGUGCACUUCAGAAUCGGGAUAUUCGCAGUGCUACCUACAGAUUACCUGAUGGAUCGGUCCUUGCUCAAGGAUUUGAAGUCCCCACUUCGCCACAUUUAAUGGAUGCUCUAAAGAAUGCUGACCUGAAGAAAGCCUCUUAUCAACUACCUUCAGGGAUCUCCACCUAUUUGACCUCCUCUGGGCAGGUGGUUAUUGGACCAGAUGGCCGUUAUGCUCUAGUUCCACCACAGCGAAAAGGUCCAGGUCCAGAAGAUCACUGGGCUCAAAAUGGCAGAGAGGGGCAAACUGCAGAGGACCACUGGGCUGCAGAAAGGGUCUUGCCUCAUGACACAGUACAGAACCUCAUUAAAUGGUCCAUGUACCGAGAUGAGAAAAUGAUGGAAUUUCUUACCCCACCACCAGCUGGCCUUAGGCCCGGGGAAACAGAGCUGCAGUGGGUACCAGAUCGUGAAGGGGAGCCAAAAGGAAAGUGGUAUGACAAGAUGUAUUCUAUAAGAAGCCUGCCUACUGUCAGCUACAGGGUGAAAAGGGAAGGGGAUGGAGCUGAGGACAUGACACAAAUGGAAGAGCUUACUGAAGCAGCAGUAUUGAUAAACCUGAAGACUCGCUUUGAUCAAGUGCUUAUCUAUACAUACAUUGGCAGUAUUUUGGUGUCUGUGAAUCCAUACCAACUAUUUAACAUCUAUGGCACAGAUAUGGUUCUGCAGUACGAGGGCCAUGGCUUGGGAGAUAACCCACCUCAUCUCUUUGCCAUUGCAAACAUUGCCUACACUACAUUGAUGGACAUCAAGCAAAACCAGUGCAUCAUUAUCAGUGGGGAAAGUGGUUCUGGAAAGACAGAGGCGACCAAACUGGUUCUGAGGUACCUCACUGCUAUUCACCAUAAGAGGAACAUUACACAACAGGUACGUAUUCUCGAGGCAACUCCUCUGUUAGAGUCGUUUGGAAAUGCUAAGACGGUCCGAAAUGAUAACUCCAGUCGCUUUGGAAAAUUGGUGGAGGUCUAUUUGGAGGAAGGGGUGAUCAGUGGUGCCAUAACCUCACAGUAUCUACUGGAGAAGUCCAGGAUCGUUUUUCAGGCCAAAGAUGAGAGAAACUACCACAUCUUUUAUGAGAUGCUGGCUGGACUUCCUACGCACAUGAAACAGGCCUUCUACCUACAGGAGGCUGAAACCUACUACUACCUGAACCAGGGAGGUAACUGUGAGAUCACUGGGAAGGAUGAUGGGGAGGACUUUAGGAGGCUACAGAGUGCCAUGGACAUUCUCCACUUCAGUCCUGAAGACCAGAGCAGCAUAUUCAGAGUGCUGUCAUCCAUACUGCACUUGGGCAACGUCUUUUUCCAUAGAACAGAAGUGCAGGAGACAGCUGCUGUGGUGAGCACUCAGGAGAUUCGUGCAGUAGCCGAUCUGUUGCAGAUUUCCCCAGAGGGUCUGCAAAAAGCCAUCACCUUCAAAAUGACGGAGGCAAUGAGAGAGAAGAUAUACACUCCCCUCUCAGUAGAAAGUGCUGUGGAUGCCAGAGAUGCAGUUGCCAAGAUCCUUUAUUCCUUGCUUUUUCAAUGGCUGACAGAACGGAUCAAUGGGCGGGUAUACCCCAGGAACGAGGCGCUGUCCAUAUCUUUACUGGAUAUAUAUGGGUUUGAGAGCUUGACGUUCAACAGCUUUGAGCAGCUCUGUAUCAACUAUGCUAAUGAGACCCUGCAGUUCUUCUUCAGCAAAAUCAUUUUCAAACAGGAACAGGAGGAGUACAUUCGAGAGCAGAUCAACUGGAAAGAACUGUCCUUCACUGACAACCAGGCAUGCAUAGACCUUAUUGCUGCAAAGCCCCAUGGGAUCCUCCGCAUCCUUGAUGACCAGAGCGGCUUUCCACAGGCCACUGACAACACCUUCCUUCAGAAGUGCCACUAUCACCAUGGAAACAACCCCCUUUACUCCAAGCCAAAAAUGCCACUGCCAGAGUUCACUGUCUAUCACUAUGCUGGUCGUGUAACUUACCAGGUCCAUAAAUUCCUGGAUAAGAACUACGAUCAGGUUCGGCAGGAAGUAUUGGAUCUGUUUAUGCAGAGCCAGAACCGAAUGGUGUCCAAUCUCUUCAUAAAACAUGCCGAGAUGCUGAAUCAGCAGAAAGGAGCAAUGAACAGGAACAGCACAAUGACUCGGAAAUAUCAGCCCUCUACUGUGGCUGCCAAGUUCCAGCAAUCACUACAGGAGCUUCUAGACAAGAUGGAGAGGUGCAACCCAUUUUUUGUCCGUUGCAUAAAGCCAAAUAAUAACAAGGAACCUGGUAUAUUUGACCCUGAGUUGGUUGCUACUCAGCUCAGAUAUUCAGGAAUCUUGGACACAAUCCGCAUCAGGAAGGAGGGUUAUCCAAUCAGAGUGCCGUUCCAUAAAUUCUUAAACAGGUACAAAGCCCUGCUUGGAAUGAAGAAGCCGCCACCUCCAGAUGGCGAUAACUGUGUCUUUAUGUUAAUGAAGCUCUGCCCAAUCAACAAAGAAGAUUAUCAAGUGGGUGUGUCAAAGCUCUUUCUAAAGGAGAAUGUGUAUCAUUUAUUGGAGAGUAAACGUGAUCGUAUGAUGCAUGUAGCUGCACUGACCCUUCAGCGUUAUGUACGGAUGUAUUUUGUUCGGAAGAAUUUCCUCAAGUUCCGUUCAGACAUGACAAAACUUCAGGCUCACUGCAAGGGCUUCCUGGCCAGGCGGCGGUUUCAGCGAAUGCGUAUAAACCUGAUCAGGCACCGUGCAAUGAUCCGACUUAUUGUCAAUCGCAAAAGAUACAUCAGGCUCAAUCUCCUCUUAGCGAGAAGAGCAGAGCAGGAGAGGAGGAGGAUUGAACAGGAGCGAAUAAGCAGGGAAGUGGUAAAUGUGACUCAGCUGGUUAUUCCUGCAGAGUUGGGAGGACUGUUACAGGCCACAGCAGCUGGUAGGGAGCGUCAUUCAGACUGUUUGGCUCUGGUUCAGGCUCCAAGAAUACAAACAGACCCCCAGCUCACUCUUCCACUGGACAUCAACAACCAUCUGAUGACCAAAUAUAUACGCACACAUUUCCGAGAAUUGCAGUUUGGGAUGCUAACAGCACCGCUGGAGAACUCACUGACCCGACUAGAAGAUGAUCUGAAACAGGAUGCUCUUGAUGUGUUUAUACUGAUUUUGCGUUUCAUGGGAGAUCCAAACCUGAAUGGAGCUCAAGAAAACCUGUUUGGAAAUUACAUCAUUCAGAGAGGCCUUGCCACUCCACCAAUCAGAGAUGAGAUCCUAGCGCAGCUAGCCAAUCAGGUGUGGCGGAAUGAAAACACCAGAAAUGCAGAGAGAGGAUGGUUGUUGAUGGCCGCCUGUUUGAGUUCCUUUGCCCCGUCUGAGAAGAUGGAGAAAUAUCUGCUAAAAUUUGUGUCAGACUAUGCUCUGAAUGGCUUCAAGGCUGUGUGCCAACACAAACUCCUCCAAGCCAUGCAGAAAUCCUACCUAGUCCCUGAGGCGUCUCGAACAUACCCUCUAUCCCUGCUAGAGUGGACUGCCACCCGCAAAAAAGCACACAUGGUGCUCCAAGUGCACUGUUUUGAUGGUGUGUCUUUCCUGUGUCCUGUCCAUUCCUGGACAAAUGGAGAGGGACUUGCUGGAGACGUUCUACAACACAGGGGCGUGUCCUCUGAGAGCCGAUGGGGUUGGUCAGUUCUGAUGAAGGAGCCGGCGCAGUGGGUGGAGUUAGAGGGACACGAUUAUGUUCUGGAUCUGGUGUGUGACCUGGAGCUGCUGCCAGACUUCCCCAAACAGAAAACGUACUUCAUCAUCUCUACUGAAGACCCCAGCAAGGCACGGCCUAACGCAAGCAUAAGUCUCUUUGGCAGUGGAUUCGAAGAGGAUGAGAAUGGGCCGCUCUCAUAUUCCAACCGAACGAGCGCCGUUGCAGCCAACAGCCUACCAAUUUCUGAAGGCAACUACAAUCUAGACUUAGAACCACCCUAUGAUGGCACUCAGAGAGGGAUGGACCGGUAUUUGGACAGCCUGUUUGACCCAGUUCUGUCUGAUGGAACUGGGGACCUCGAUGCAUCAGUUUUGUCUGGUAGGAUGAAAGGUGGAGGAGGUGUUGGUGGUGAUGAAGCACAACCUCCUGCAAGGGUCGUCGUUUCAGCUGCUCUUCAGCCUGGAGCAGUUAGAGUCCUGCCACCCAUUCCAGGUGCUUCAGUGAUGCCCAGGAUGCCAGCGGUGCACCCAGUGCCAGACCCGCAGCAAACUGUCCUGGCCCAGCAACAACAAACCAUCAUCAACCAGCAAGCCGUCAUUAUGGCUCAGCAGAUGACCAUGCAGGCGAUGGCUAUGGUGACCAGUCCAGUGUCCAGUCCACCAAUGUCUCCCCUCACCAGCCCCCCAACCAGCCCUCCACCCACUCCCUACAGCACUCUGCCGCCUAGCCCGUACCCCGCCAUCCCUCCCAGCCCCUACGCUAACCUCCCACCCAGCCCUUACGCCCCACAUCCCCUUUCCAUGUAUACAAGCCCCCUGGUGACCCCCCACCCCACCAUCCCCUCCACCUCGAUCAACACCACCCCCAGCACCUUAGAGGAGCAACAGAAGCCCCUGGAGAAGAAGAGCGGCCCCCCAACACCACAGCCACGGAGUACCACCACCACAAAGGCUGUUUCAUCUAAUGGGACAUUAGGGAAGAAGCAAGCCCCUGCUGCACCAAUUAAACUUGACAGCAGGCCUGCCAAAAGACAUGCUCCUGUUGCCGUCACAGGUCCCAUGCGUUCUGCUCCGGCUCCUGGCACAGAGGUGGUGAAAUAUUCGGUCUCCAACUCCGAGCACAUAGUUCCCAGCCACAACAUUAAAGAUAUCAUAAAACAAUAUCAAACACCGCUCCCAGAACCCGUGCCGCAGAUACAGAGGCGGGAAGGGAAAGGUUUUAUGAAGAAGAUGAACCCACAUGAUGAGGCAAUGCAGAUCCUACAAACACAGAGGGACAAUCCACCUCCUCCACAGAGAAAGGCUCCCACUCCAGCUGCUGUGUCCAGAGAUCAAGGCCUCAAACCAACUAGAAGCAGCAAGAAGAAAGCACCAGAGCCACCACUGACUUUACCUCCACCAGUGUCCAGAGAUCUUCCAGUGGAAUCUGAGAGCAUCCAAACACAGCUGCACAAGAGCAGCACAGAGGAGCAUUACACCUACACAAACGUUCCCUGGAAGAUAUACCUGCGGAAGGAGGUCUUCUAUCCUAAAGACACUUGGAAUCAUCCUCUGGUGCUGAACCUCAUAUUCAAACAGAUUGUUAAUGACACAUUUACUGAAGCCUGUGUGCGCAUUACUAAAGAGGAGAGGCAGAAGAUGAAAUCCUUGUUUGCACAAUACGGCAUCGAGCCAAACAUAGAUGUUCAGGAUGAAAGUGUGAAGAAAGCUGUGAUUACAGCUGCCAGGGAGUCAUGGGAGAUUUAUUUUUCUCGCCUUUUUCCUGCAUCUGGCAGUGUGGGUACUGGAGUGCAGGUGUUGGCAGUGUCUCACUCUGGUAUCAAACUUCUCAAGACGGUAAAACACAGCACUACGGCGCCAGACUACUUCCGAGUGCUCCGUGCGUACAGCUACACAGACAUCCUGUUUGUGACCAUCCCCUCUCCAAACAUGCUGGAGUUUAAUCUGAUGAAUGAGAAACUGAUUCUGUUCUCGGCCAAAGCACCUCAGAUCAAACAUAUGAUUGAUCUCUACAUCUCUCAUCUAAAGGAGGAUUCUGAGUAUGUCGUAGCAGAGAGAAACUUCAUCACAGAGGACAGAGCUCUUCUCAGCUUCCAUAAAGGAGAUAUCAUUCGUCUGCAGGCCAUGGAUGGAUUAGAGGAGGGUCAGAGAUACGGCUGCGUGGUGAAGAAAAAGGUCAUUUACCUCGAGGAGCUGAAGAGAGGCACACCAGAUUUUGGCUGGCGUUACGGGGCAGUGCAGGGUCGGAGUGGAGCCUUCCCUAUGGACUGUGUGGUUCCUGUAGCUGCUCCUGAUUUCCUGAGUCUCCCAGCGGAGAGGAGAGACGAGCCGAGAGACAGACAGGGUCGAGUGGCAGCAUCAGGAGCUAUCGCUCUCGCUGUGGCCUCCACUGCAGCUGCACAUGAGCUGGACCCAUCACUAGAGUCUGCUGGAUUCGGGGAAUUCGGUGACUCUGAAGCUGAGGGGAAUAUUCUUUUGGACAGCCAGUACAACAUGGUGGAGUUUGCCAGGAAACAUUUCAGAACGUCAGAUGGAAGCAAGAGUGAUUCGUUCAGAGAUAAAUCCAAAAAAGGUAAAGGAAAUAAAGACCCUGCAGAGAUGGUGAAAUUCAGCAAGAACCCUAUCCUAGAGUCCCUCAUAGACUUCACUGACCCCAACAUGAACCGGGUUGCUUCUGAAAUUUUCCUAGCCAUAAUGAAGUUCAUGGGAGAUCAUCCUCUCAGGGGCCAAUCGGAGCAGUUUGUGGUUUGCACCUUCCUGAAGUUAACGGGUGAAUAUGGACUGAUGAAGGAUGAGGCGUACUGUCAAGUCCUCAAACAGAUUACAGCCAAUACCAGCUCUAAACCUGACAGCUGUCAGAAGGGCUGGCGGUUACUCUACAUCCUGACAGCGUUUUUCCGCUGCUCUGAAGUGCUCAAACCAUUCGUACUCAAGUUCCUACGAGACAUCUGCAGAAGUCCAGAAGUGCUUUUUCAUGGAAUUGCUAAAGCUUGUGAGCAGAACCUGAGAAAGACCUUUCAGUUCGGUGGCAGGAGUGUUUACCCCAGUAGUAUGGAGCUCAAAGCCAUAAUGGCUGGUCGAAGCUCAAAGCGACAGCUCUUUCUAUUUCCUGGAGGAAUUGAGAGACAUUUGAAGAUCAAGACCUGCUCAGUUGCACUGGAUGUCAUAGAGGAGUUAUGUUAUGAGAUGGCGUUACAAAGGCUGGAGGCAAUGGAUGAGUACACAGUUUUCAUAGUGAUCAACAGAGGUCAGAAUGUGCGGCCCCUCAAUAAGAGAGAGUACAUAUUAGACAUCGCAACAGAGGCGGAGCAGAUUGAUCCCAACUACAGCUUCUGGUUCAGACGAGUCAUCUGGGCCCAUCCGCUCAAGUUCGACAACGAGCUCUGUGUCACCAUGCACUAUAACCAGGUUCUGCCAGACUACCUGAAGGGUCUGUUGAAUGUCGUACCUCAGGGAAAGAUCAGUGAACAGCAGUUUAACCAGUUUGCCAAACUUGCUGCUCUUCAACACAGAGCCAAAGACAGUCUCUACACCCCUACUAUUCAUGAGUUGACAGAAUACAUCCCAGUCGAGAUCUUUGGCAGACAGGUGCCUCAGCAGUGGAUGCAACUGGUUGCCCAACAUGUACAUGCCGUCCAAAGCCUGAACCCUCACCAGGCCAGAUCCCAGUUCCUGGGUUUGGUGUGUGCAUUUCCAAUGUUUGGAUCGUCCUUCUUUUACAUCCAAAGCAGCAGCAACAGCACCAUCUCUGCACCGUGCAUCCUCGCCGUCAAUCAGAACGGACUGCACUUCCUGCACAAAGACACUCAUGAGGUGCAGGUGAAGUUCCAGCUGAAGCUGAUUCAGUCAGCUCACACACAGCGGCCCAGCGCCGGAUCCAGUUACCCUUAUGUAGACGUCGUGAUAGGGGACUUAACCAAUCACAGAGUCACACAGUUACAGCUGGAACAGGGUCUGGAGCUGUGUCGGGUUAUCGCCAUGCACAUUGAGAAUAUGCUCUCUGUCCGAGAGAAGAGGCUGACGCUGCCACCCAGUGAAAUCACCAUGCUAUAACAAAACCAUAUACAGAUACAAACAGUCUGUAUACGAACGAAUACUAUGCUUUCUGUAUGUUUAUUUUCUAUCAGGUUAUUUUAAUGACUAAACCAAACCUCUUAAUGCACUGUUUGCACUAAUCAUGUGUAUUUGUUCACAUGUUAUGUAUAGAAAACACACGAUGAAUAAAAGCAUUAUUUUUGUAUUAAACGCAUAAUAUUUAUACAGAUGGAUUAUUAUUAUUAUUAUGGAAAAUUGUCCUUUGGUACUGUAGAUGUGAAAGUAUUGAAAUGUUUUAUUUGAAACGUUUACCACAUGCACAUAAGUUUGAAUGAAGAGAGAUGUUACUCAGGAGAACAGCAUGAAUGUAAUCUUUUUUUCAAUCACAUUCUCUCACAGAGACUUGCAAUGAAAUGUAAAUUUCAGAGUAACGCAAUGACAUUUUUUCACAGUCAAACUUUGUGUAUUUAGCUGUUAGUUGACAUUAGUUAACAUACAAGACCGAGGUCAGAAUAUUUGUAUUGAUUUUUUUCUACAAUUUUCUUAAUAAAUGUAUUGAUUGAAACCUAAAUGAAUAAAUUUGCCUACUGUAAUUGUCUAUAACUUUCACAGUAUUUUGGAUAAACAGGAAUAUGAAUAUCACGUCUGAGAUCUGAGAUCUAAUUUAUAUAAUGAAUAUACACCAAAUUGUUAACUAUAAGCUUCUUGUUUUAGUUUUUUUUUUUUCAUUCUGAGAAAUGAGAUUACUAAGAAACCCCUUUGUAUCUGAGGCAUGGGACUUCAUGAUCUCUGGUAAAUUAGGGGGGUUUAACUGGCUUGCAAAAUUAGCAAAUUUAUUGUUGCAUAACCUUUUUAAAGUAGUUAACCAAUUCAAAACAAAAAUGAAAAUUA